CGGCGGCGUCACCACGGCAACGGGAAACAGCGGCUCGGAAGGCAAGCGGGAGGAUCCAAACUUCGCCAGCGGUUGGCGUUUCGCGCCGGUGGGCGGGCGGCGGGCCCCCGCGGAAGGGCGCUGUCGUCGGCGUGGGACGAAACACCUGACAGCCCUCUUUUUCGUGGUUUUUUAAAUUUAAUUUGUUUUGGUUUUAGUCAUGGACUGGAGUUUAGUGUUCAGAAAAAACUGGAAUCAGCAAUUAAUCGGGCCGGAGGGGUACGGGGGGGACCCGCGGCUCAGCACGCCCUGCCGCCUGCGCCGCGGGCAGGGAACAAAAAAUAAUAGUUCAAAAAUAAAAAAGGUCGGAGAAAGGCGCGUACAAAUUAUUUGAGAGCUGGAGAAAAUGUCCCGUCGGGGAAUUAAAGUCUCCACACGGUUCAGUCUGGCGAAAGCGAUACGGGGCAGGGAGGGUGUGGACAACAGUGUUUUAGCGUGUAACGGUGUCUGUAGGGAAUGCGUCUGUCCCUAAAGUCUGGUUAGGAACGCCAAGGUGCAAAGACAGGUAUAAGAGAAAAAUAAGAGCUGAAAGGUAAAGACAGGUUUUACGUAGAAAAGGAGCAUUUCUGUGAGAAAUGGGAAGGAUCUGCCAAGGGCAGUAGGGGUUUCUCCCACCUGAGUACCUUUCUGAAAGACUUACGGACGUCAACCGCAAAAUACCAGAUUCAAGGGCAACCCUCUACCAUUUUCUGACUGGUGUUACGGAUGAGCAAGUCAUUUAAAUCUUAAAACAACGGAAACUCAUCCGUUCGAAAUCCACCCUGCGAUGUCUCGGACUUUACGGAAUCAUGUAACCGGUGAGAUUUUCGGUGUGGUCAAGUCUUCGAGCACGGGUUGAACCUGCACUCGAUGCUUGUCCUGUAACGCCAGCUGCUCUGCUGUCAAGGUGACUGAAGGCCACGGGCACCAUGUCGGGCAUUUAGCAAACGACUUCGCCAAUUAAAAAAGGCGUUUCUGUAGGCCCGUCGCCUGUAACCAGGAAGUCAGGGGGAUCAACAGAAAAAAAGCUCUCUGUUGUGAGGAUGUGGUUAGGUUGUACUUCAGGAAGAAACGUAUCAUUAUGGGACUGUGCUCGUUAAGGGGCAGUUGCUAUGGGUAGGGUCUCUGCUUGCCCUCCCAUUGACCAAGCACCCAACUGCUGUUGAUGACAGAAGUGCAUUUCUUGAUUUAGUUUCAUUUCAAAGGAAUUCAACUUUUCACAUCCUGUUACAUUCCACAACAAAAAACAGGAAUAAACUGUGAUUCAAAACUGAAAACAGAAGAAUGAAAAUAAGAGAUAAAAUACUAAUACAGAAGUACUACUUAAAUGUCUUCAAUGGAAUUUUCUUGGCUCUGGGUCUUAUGCUUUUGACAUUUGGCCUGUGGCUUUUAUUUGACAGAAACAAUUUAUUCAGUGAGUUAUUUUCUUCAGGCAAGAACCAGCUAGUGGCAUAUAUUUCUUGUAUAUUACUUGGAAUUGGAUCUGUUAUUACUUUUACUUCAGCCGUGGGAUUCCUUGGAAAUGUUAUGGAAAACAAAUGUCUACUAGUUACAUAUAUGAGUUUUCAAAUCCUGGUGUUUGUUACCCAGAUGGCAUUAUCAGUGCUGAUAUUCAUGAAAAAAGAAGAGGUCCACAAUCAGUGGAACAACAGAAUUGAUGAAGUUAUUUCUGAGUACGGGAAUGAGAGUCUGGCUGAGCAGGAACCUGUGUGGAACAUUCUGAAUGCUGUGCAGCACAACAUGGAAUGCUGUGGAAGAUACAAUGUCACACAGUGGGAAAGGAAUAAAAACAAGGAAAAUAGUACUCAAAUCCCAUGUUCAUGCACAAAAUCCAGUCUGAAGAAAUGGUUUUGUGAUGUCCCGAGGGAUUCAACAUACAGUAUGGGGUGUGAAGAAUAUUUAAAUACAUGGUUUGAAAACAAUGUUUUGAUCUUAACUGCAAUUGCUAUCAGCCUGCUAAUUACACAGAUAUUUUUGAUCACACUAACUGGUCAGCUAUGUAGAGACAUCAGCAAGAAUAAUAUUUGGCCAAAUGAAUUAUGAACUCUUCAGAGCAUUGCUGUGGUCCAAGAAUUAUCUGAUCCGUGCCUGUAACAGUCAACGAUAUUACUUCCACUAAAAUUUGGGUCGCGCUCAACAUAUUGUAAUCACUAGGAUAUUAACAUUUGGGCUUUAAUAUGUUUGUUUGUUGUUCAUGGCUAUGGAUAUGAUAGUAUGCUACAAAAUUAUGUGUGUUAAAGUCUGAAGUACUAUGCCAUUUACUAGCUGGCUAAUAAAACUUCCUGGUAAGCUGAA
This is a messenger RNA of Aquila chrysaetos chrysaetos, 2313 nucleotides long. RefSeq names its product tetraspanin 19 (gene TSPAN19). The transcript has 10 exons. NCBI's taxonomy places the organism in Eukaryota, Metazoa, Chordata, Aves, Accipitriformes, Accipitridae. Bases 1303 to 2061 code for a protein of 252 amino acids. The record is from RefSeq and is a predicted model, not a curated record. Gene Ontology annotation, cellular component: membrane.